CCAGGAACCAAUUUGAAUACAUCGUAUCUCCUAGAUAGAGCUAUGCCUCGACGCUCCGCAAAGCAAGUCAAGGCUUCGGCCUCCCGGAGCUCCUCGAAGCGGCCCGCAUCCCCGAAGGCAACGCCCAUCCGGCAGUCAAAGCGUGCCAAAGCUACCCCUGCCAAAAGCUCGUACUUUGAGCACGACUCUGACGACGAAGUCGAUGAUGCAGCUUCGGAAUUUGCAGAAGAUGCCGAUGGCGGGAAGGAGUCGGUCUACGAUGAAGACGAGGCUAAAACAAGUCCAUCGCCCUCCGCCGAAUCUGAUAUUGAGGCGGAAGAGAGUGAUGACGAGGACGAAACGCCACGAAAGAAGGGACACAAAGCCCAGCCAAAGAAGGGAGUCACAAUGCCAAUCCGAGGUGGCACGAAAGACAAGGACCUCUGGAAGACGGGCGCCAACUUGCCCCCCGGAACCCAAGUAAUAAUCAAAAAGCCCAAAGCUCGCGAGGCCGGGGACACGCCGUACACCGAUGAUAGCAUUCACCCCAACACUAUGCUGUUUUUGAGAGACCUUGCUGCAAACAAUGACCGUGCAUGGUUGAAAAUGCAUGAUCCGGACUAUCGAGCUUCUCUUCAAGAUUUCACAACAUUCUUGGAAAGCCUAACGCAAAAAGUUAUCGAAGUCGACGAGACGAUCCCCGAAUUGCCGGUGAAGGAUAUCAUAUUCCGCAUCUACCGCGAUAUUAGGUUCAGUUCAGACCCUACUCCGUACAAAACUCAUUUCUCGGCAGCAUGGUCACGCACUGGCCGUAAAGGGCCAUAUGCAGCGUAUUACGUGCAGAUCAAGCCUGGUGGAAACUUGGUCGGUGGAGGACUGUGGUGCCCAGCAGCUGAGCCGCUCAGUCUCCUGCGACGCGACAUCGACAGGAACCCGCACAACAUCAAGCGUGUGCUCACUGAUGCUGGAAUCCGACGAGCAUUCCUCGGAGGGGUCGCCGGCAAUGAGAAGAAGGCCGUGACUGCGUUCUGUAGUCAGUCUGAGAAUGCGUCGAACGCGCUCAAGACGAAACCCAAGGGAUACGAAAACGACCACAAGGACAUCCAGCUCCUGCGGCUUAGAAACUUCACCAUCGGGACAAAGCUGGCAGACGAUGAGGUUGUCGGACCUAAGGGUCUGGACCGAAUCUUCGAGCUGCUCUCGUGCAUGGUGCCCUUUGUAAGUGCCCUCCUAUCCUUGCGUCACGCCCGUCUUGCCGCCUCCAGCAUCAGGACGAGGACAGCAGGUCAGACCAUUUCGCAGCGGGCGAGCUGAAGGGGGGGCAGCGGGCGGCCUCGAAUCUCGAUGCAGCAGUCUGCGGUUUUCAACUCUGGUACCCUAGCACGUAGCCUCGCUGGCGCUGGUGCGUUGGCACUGCAGGCUGAGGGCACCUGAGUCCGUCCGCAGGCCGGCCCACGCCGCUGCUCGCUCGAGUGCUGAGUCGCUUCCGCCUGCGAGUCGCCUCCAGUCGGUGAGCUGGCCCAUUUCCCACCCAGCGCUAAUGUGGGCGCUGCCGCAGAUCACCUACCUCAACAGCGUCGUGAUGCCCGACGCAGCCGCGGAUUCGAGCAGCUCAGAGGAAGAGUCCG
This is a messenger RNA of Mytilinidion resinicola, 1607 nucleotides long. RefSeq lists its product as uncharacterized. The transcript has 7 exons. The record is from RefSeq and is a predicted model, not a curated record. NCBI's taxonomy places the organism in Eukaryota, Fungi, Ascomycota, Dothideomycetes, Mytilinidiales, Mytilinidiaceae. The coding region runs from base 43 to 1293 and encodes 416 amino acids.